AAGAUGGCGGCUAGGCCGCGGAGGCAUCGCUCGCGCUUUGCAAAGCAGCCGCGGGGUGACUUUUGUGAUGGCGCUAAGAAGACGAUUGAUGAACCUUCUCUUACGACUUCCAUGGAGUGGGACACGCAGGUGGUGAAAGGGUCUUCGCCACUCGGCCCCGCCGGGCUGGGGCCGGAGGAGCCGUCCGGCCCGCGGCUGCCAUGGUGGCUGCAGCCCGAGAGAUGCGCUGUGUUCCAGUGUGCGCAGUGCCACGUCGUGCUCGCUGACUCUGUGCACCUCGCCUGGAACCUGUCGCGGUCCCUUGCAGCCGUGGUCUUCUCCAGAGUCACAAAUAAUGUAGUUUUGGAGGCUCCCUUCCUAGUUGGCAUUGACGGUUCGCUCAAAGGCAGCACGUACAACCUUUUAUUCUGUAGUUCCUGUGAGAUUCCCAUUGGUUUCCAUCUGUAUUCUACUCAUGCUGCCCUUGCUGCCUUGAGAGGUCACUUCUGCCUUUCCACUGACAAAAUGGUGUGCUACCUCUUAAAAACAAAAGCCAUAGUAAACGCAUCUGAGAUGGAUAUUCACAACGUAUCUCUACCAGAAAAAGUUGCAGAGCUGAAAGAGAAGAUAAUGUUAACGCAUACUCGCUUAAAUUCACUCAUCAAGAUUCUGAAGGAAGGGACUCCUGACCAGUCCAAGCCAACAAACUGAUCCAGAAUCAAAGCUUGAGUAUCAUGUUCAGGCCUUACUGCUGUCUUCAACAACAGGUGCUGUUUGAUCACUUCUCAAGAAAGUUCAGUUUCAACGAUGAAUGGGAAAUGUGGUUUAUUGUUUACCUCUAGACUGAUUUUCCAAGUGAUUUGUGAAGCUGUUUCUGGAAGAUGAGAAACUAAGGAGACUUCUGUUCAGAUUUCAUAGUUAUCUGUCUUAAGAAUUUAUUUUAGCUUCUUAUCAAUUUCAUAAUAUUUAUUUCGGAAAACAUUUUGACUGCAAAUUUAGGGAUUAAGAGGCAAUGUCCCAUGAGUGCUCUGAUCUAAAGAUGCAUGUUUGGCCUGAAAAUAGCGUUGUACUUAUGUUGACUAUUAUUCCUACAUGGAGCAACUGUCAUGAAUACUGAGAAAUCAUUUUUUUCUUAUGUGAAAUACGGGUACA
Molecule: messenger RNA, 1131 nt
Organism: Lagenorhynchus albirostris (white-beaked dolphin)
Lineage: Eukaryota; Metazoa; Chordata; Mammalia; Artiodactyla; Delphinidae
Gene: OIP5
Product: Opa interacting protein 5
Exons: 5
Coding region: 4-690 (228 amino acids)
Biological process (GO): CENP-A containing chromatin assembly; chromosome segregation
Cellular component (GO): nucleus; chromatin; chromosome, centromeric region
Source: RefSeq, a predicted model, not a curated record